AUGAAACAUUGGGAAUUCUCUUCGAGCGACGCCACAAUUGCUCCAACUGCGAAACCUCGAAUUCGGCUGGAAAUGGCCGCCCGAAUGGCUGAUUGUGAAGCCUUUUUGACACCACGACCAUCAGCGGAAAACGAAAAACCGCUCAUCAUCGUCGUCACCCCAACUCUUCCUAACGCAAAGCAAAUACCGAAUCUAGAA
This is a messenger RNA of Anisakis simplex (herring worm), 198 nucleotides long. The record is from the annotation of a GenBank genome assembly. NCBI's taxonomy places the organism in Eukaryota, Metazoa, Nematoda, Chromadorea, Rhabditida, Anisakidae.